AUGGUUUCUUUUAGUAAAUUGGGUUCUCUAGCCCUUUUGAGCGGUGCAGCUUUGGUAUCUGCUGCUACCUACCACGUUGACGUUGACUACAAAGAGUACUUAGAUGUGUACUACCAUUACAGAGACGAUAACAGUGGUGUCAGUGUUGUUGCUGAUGCUACUGGUUUGACGGUGACCGUUGAUUCAGACUCUACUUCCGAAUCUGAUUGCCAAGUUUUGCAAUCUGGUAUGCUUGUAUACUCCAAGGAUGGUGAAUCUGACAAGACUUUGGUCACGUGGGAUCAAUACGAAGUGUUCCAUUUGGUUUACAACGGCCAAGAAGUGACUUACGAUAACGUUAAUGUGCAAAGUUGUGGUGCUGUUGCUCCAGAAGAUAUGAUUGUAUCUCAUUCAGGUAGCUCAUCCGCUGGUAUCACUGCCGCUGAUAUCACCACCACUGUUACCGCUGUUGACAGCGUUCCAUCUAAGGUCAUGACCCUUGACCAAAUCACUGACGCUGCUAUCUUGACCCAAUUGGCUCCUUGUUCCAAGGUCGUUGAUGGAUCUACCUCGUACUGUCCAAUCAACACCGUUUACGGUAACUCAGUUGUCACUGUUACUAAAGAAAACGUCGUUACCUCUUACACCACCUACUGUCCACUAUCUGAGGUUGUCUUGAGCGCCAAGCCAACUACCGUUAUCAAGACCAUCACGUCAUGUAAGAACAAUGCUUGUACUGCUACUACAAGUGCUGUAACCACAGAGAAGCUUGUCCAAGUUACUCAAGGUGUUUCUGCUGCUAAGACCACCAACGAGGCCGGAGAGGACGUUACUUCUACAUACGUUUCAACUACUGCUGCUCCAAGCCACAGUACUUCCUACACCACUCUAAGCGGAGGUGCUGCAUCUCCAGCAUCUGCUGCUCCUUCCCCAGCUGCUUCAACUGCUGCUGCUGCUUCUGGUACAACCUCUGCCGUUACUACCUCUGGUUCUUCCCCAGCCUCUGGUUCCCCAGCCUCUGGUUCUUCCCCAGCUUCUUCUGGUACCGUCACCACCACCGCUGGCGCAGCCGGUGCCACAGGAUCUGGUAUCUUGCAAGUUGGUGCCUCCUCUGCUGCCCCAAGCUCCGCUGGUGAAAUCAGCGUUUACGAAGGUGAGGCUAACUUCUUCAGCGUCAACAAGUACGCCGUUGCUGCAUUAGCUGUCGGUGCCGCCAUGAUCUAA
Kluyveromyces marxianus DMKU3-1042 is the source of this 1203-nucleotide messenger RNA. RefSeq lists its product as uncharacterized. NCBI's taxonomy places the organism in Eukaryota, Fungi, Ascomycota, Saccharomycetes, Saccharomycetales, Saccharomycetaceae. The record is from RefSeq and is a predicted model, not a curated record. Bases 1 to 1203 code for a protein of 400 amino acids. The transcript has a single exon.